UAUAAAGCAGCAGGUGCCUGUGCCUGUUCCACCUCACACGCAGUGCCGGCCCGAGUCUGUCCUGCCCCCUCCCCACCCGGCCCAGCACCACCAUGACUCCGGGCGUCCAGGCCCCUUUCUUCCUUGUGCUGCUGCUAUUCCCGGUGCUUGAAGUCCACAGUACCACCACUUCCCCGGCCACCAGCUCUGCCUCAAGCUCGGCCACCACUCCAGUCCACAGUGCCACCACUUCUUCGGCCACGGGCCCUGCCUCAAGCUCGGCCACCACUCCAGUCCAUGGUUCCUCCUCGUCCCUGGUCACCGCUCCAGUCCACAGUGCCACCACUUCUUCGGCCACGGGCCCUGCCUCAAGCUCGGCCACCACUCCAGUCCAUGGUUCCUCCUCGUCCCUGGUCACAAGUUCUGCCUCAAGCUCAGCCACUGGUCCAGUCCACGGUGCCACCCCUUCUUCGGCCACUGGCCCUGCCUCAAGUUCAGCCACUGCUCCAGACUCUGGUGCCACCCCUUCCCGCCACUAGCUCUGCUUCAAGCUCGGUCACCGCUCCACUCCACGGUUUCUCUUCAUCCCUGGCCACCAGCCCUGCCUCAAGCUCGGCCACCGCUCCAGUCCACGGUGCCACCCCUUCCCCGGCCACCGGCCCUGCCUCAAGCUCGGCCACCGCUCCAGUCCACGGUGCCACCCCUUCCCCGGCCACCGGCCCUGCCUCAAGCUCGGCCACCGCUCCAGUCCACGGUGCCACCCCUUCCCCGGCCACCGGCCCUGCCUCAAGCUCGGCCACCGCUCCAGUCCACGGUGCCACCCCUUCCCCGGCCACCGGCCCUGCCUCAAGCUCGGCCACCGCUCCAGUCCACGGUGCCACCCCUUCCCGGCCACCGGCCCUGCCUCAAGCUCGGCCACCGCUCCAGUCCACGGUGCCACCCCUUCCCCGGCCACCGGCCCUGCCUCAAGCUCGGCCACCGCUCCAGUCCACGGUGCCACCCCUUCCCCGGCCACCGGCCCUGCCUCAAGCUCGGCCACCGCUCCAGUCCACGGUGCCACCCCUUCCCCGGCCACCGGCCCUGCCUCAAGCUCGGCCACCGCUCCAGUCCACGGUGCCACCCCUUCCCCGGCCACCGGCCCUGCCUCAAGCUCGGCCACCGCUCCAGUCCACGGUGCCACCCCUUCCCCGGCCACCGGCCCUGCCUCAAGCUCGGCCACCAGUCCACUCCAUGGUGCCACCCCUUCCUCAGCCACAAGUCCUUCCUCAAGCUCAGCUGCCACUCCAUCACACGAGGGCACCUCUGCCAAGGCGACCACCACACCAGCUGGCAAGGACACGCCAUCCUCAGUUCCCAGCCACCCCUCUGACACUCGUACCACCCCUGCCAGCCCCAGAACCAAGACUGCUGUCAGCAGCACUAACGGUGGCACAGUGCCCCUCACCUCCCCCAGCCCUACGGGGGUUUCCUUUUUCUUCCUGUCCUUCCGUAUUUUGAAUCUCCCAUUUAACUCUUCCCUGGAGGACCCCAGAACUAACUACUACCAGAAGCUGCAGAGAAACAUUACCGAAUUGUUUUUGCAGAUCUAUGCACCUGACAAUUUUCUGGGCUCCUCUGAUGUGAAUUUCAGGCCAGGAUCUGUGGUGGUGGACUCCAUUCUGGCCUUCCGAGAAGGCACCACCAGUGGCAAUGACGUAAAGGCACAGUUUGUUCGUCAAAUACAAAAAGCAGCUCAGUACCACCUGGACAUCUCAGGAAUUAGUGCUGGUGAUGUGUCAUUUCUUCCCUCUGCCCAGUCUGGGCCGGGGGUGCCCGGCUGGGGCAUAGCCCUGCUGGUGCUUGUGUGCGUCCUGGUCGCGCUGGCCAUCAUCUAUCUUGUGGCCCUGGCUGUGUGUCAGUGCCGCCGAAAGAACUUCGGGCAGCUGGACAUCCUUCCAACCCGAGAUGCCUACCACCCUAUGAGCGAGUACCCUACCUACCACACCCAUGGGCGCUAUGUGGCUCCUGGCAGUACCAAGCGUAGUCCUUAUGAGGAGGUGUCUGCAGGCAACGGUGGCAGCAGCCUCUCUUACAUGAACCCAGCAGCCACUUCUGCCAACUUGUAGGGGCAGGUUGCCUGAGCAUCCAGCCAGUGGCCUCCGGCAUGGUCUUCACUGCCAGCGCCCCCUCCCCGCUCUGGACCGUUGAGCUGGGAGUUCAAGUGGGUACUCACGGCCUCCUUUGCAGGCCCCACCAAGUUCCCUAACCCACCCAGCCCUAGCGGAGCCUGUCAGGGCUCCGGGGAACAUGCCCCCAGAUGGGGGUGGGGACUCGUACACGGCUGAAUAAACUGUGGGCCCGCUCUUCUCUGACUGCC
Molecule: messenger RNA, 2335 nt
Organism: Phyllostomus discolor (pale spear-nosed bat)
Lineage: Eukaryota; Metazoa; Chordata; Mammalia; Chiroptera; Phyllostomidae
Gene: MUC1
Product: mucin 1, cell surface associated
Cellular component (GO): apical plasma membrane
Source: RefSeq, a predicted model, not a curated record